CCCAAACUAAUGGACGUCCAAAACCAGUGGCCCGAUCGUGUUUUGUUAAACAAAAUCGCAUCAAUGUAACAAGUUUGCCAUGGUGUAGACGUUACAUUCGUCCAUGUAACUACACUAGAACACAUGCUACUGUUGGUAGUGGAGAUUUUACAAUGACGUCUUUGAGAACGAUGCAUUACCUGUGACAUGAAGACCAGAUACCCCAUUGAAUUACCUAUGGAUGACAUGGACAACGAUGAGCCUUUCAUAUUUCGGCUGAACGAUAACGGAACCGGUCCCAGCUUACUCGUUAAGGUUUGUGCGGAGCGCGGGUGGCGAAUGUACCACGGGUACAGCGGAAACGAAGAGAGGUGGAAUCUUUGGUGGCGCACCAGCGCUUUUCCGGCUGGCUGCUACAAGACUCUCGGAGAUUGGCAGUUUAUGAAUCACAUACCGAAAGGUGGUUCAAUAUGUCGGAAGGACAGCCUUUCGCGACUACUGAGGUGCAUGAGACGAGUUUAUGGAUCUAUAUAUGAAUUCAGUCCGCCAAGCUACCACCUACCCUUAGAAUAUGCGAAAUUGGUAUCGGAAUGCUCCAGGCUUCGCAGAAAUGAAGAGGGAGACUCUGACGUCAUUUGGAUACAUAAGCCUGUAGCUCAGAGCCAAGGCCGAGGAAUUUUCUUGUUCAGAAGUGUAUGCGAAAUGAGAUGCGGAUCAUCGGCUGUGGUUCAACGGUAUAUAGAGCGACCGUUACUGAUCGCGGGCUAUAAGUUCGACCUGCGACUUUACGUGUGCGUGCCGGGCUACCGGCCGCUCACCGCGUAUAUGUACGCUGAAGGAUUGGCUAGAUUUGGCACUGACAAAUACACGGUAACAGAUAUUCACAAUCCGUAUCGCCACCUGACGAAUUCCUCUCUAAACAAGUCCGGCCCCCGUUUUGCUGAGUGCAAAGAUCGGAUCGGAAGCGGAUGCAAAUGGACAUUGAAGCAAGUGCGGCGCGCGCUAGUAGGCCGGUGGGGUGCAGCCGAGUGGCUGGUGUGGCAACGAAUCCGCGCCCUGGUCACACUUACUCUACUGGCGCAGGCGACCGGCACGCCACCCGCGAGGAAUUGCUUCGAGUUCUACGGCUUCGAUGUCUUGCUGGACAACUCUCUGAAGCCGUGGCUCAUCGAGGUCAAUCUGUCCCCAGCUUUGGGAGCGAGUUGCGAAGCCGACAUCACAGUGAAGCAGCCAAUGCUGCAUGAACUGUUCGACUUGCUGGGCAUGCCUAUGAGGCACACUGGGCUCGCGCUACUACGCGGACCUUCCCAUAUACACAAUUACAAUUCCGAGGACGAAGGCGCCGUGGCGCAGACAGCGCCGGCGCGGGCUGUAACCGCGGGUGCGGGCGCAGCUGGUGUGCGGCGCGGGCGCUGGCGCCGCCGCCGCCCGCUGCCCGUCCACUGCGUCACCAUAGUGCCGCCCGUGCCUAACUAUACGGACAUGACUGAAAAACCGAAGGAACAGAAUAGCGGAAGGUCCUGCAAAAUCCCUUCUGAGGGGACAGUUGAUAACUCCGAUGUUCAGUCAAAGUCCAGCGUGGCCGUAGCUUCCGAAAUGGAGGAGGCGUGUCGUGGUGGAUUGCCUACCACCACUGCGACCGCGACCGCACGGCGCAAGAUAUUGCGUGCGUGCUCGUGGGGCAACGGUGUGCGUUGGGACCGCGCCGUGGGCCGCGUUGGCGACUGGGUGCGCAUCUACCCGCACGUGCUGCCUGCUGAGGACCAAAUGCCCGUGGAAGAUGUGCGUGACAGCGUGGCGCAAGUGUCGAAGUUUCUGCGCGCCGCGCGUGAAGUGUACCGCGAGGAUGGGAGGGACGCGCGCGCACCGCGUGACGCCGCGCGCGACGCGGCGUUCCAGGGCGCGCUGCACAAGAAACUCGACUGCGGCAAGCACUUCCAAGUGUGGCUUCCGCCUUUCUAAUGUGUUCAUAGGUUACUUAUCUUAAGCGCAGCCAAUAAAAUGCUUGCUCAAUUCAAUUUGAUGUUAUUUUUUUUACCUAAAUACUUACUUAAAGAAAAAACUGCAUUUUCUUUAAGUUACCCGCACUGCUCCGCCACAUGCGCCAUAUCCCUCACAAGAUUGAGAGGUGACCCAAUAUAUGCCACGUAACAUAAUAAAGCAUAUAAAUCAUCCAUUCUUAUUUCUUAUGUAUACAUAUAAUAAAAUGGUAGGAAAAUCAAACCUGUACAUUGAAUAUUUUUUUAAAAGAAUACUUGGGGUGUGAUCUACAGUCUAUACCGAAGCCAAAAAUAGUUUUUAGAAUUUUUGUCUGUUUGUCUGUAUGUAUGUCCGGGAUAAACUCAAAAAGUACUGCAUGAAUUCACUUUAGGGUAUGGUCGCAAAAAAUUGUACAAAUAUCGUUUUCGUUUUGUCCUCAUUUUAUUUUUCUCAUAAUUUCGAAGUUAUUUUAUAAAUGUCAUUUGUUGAACAUUGUUCUGAAUGACGAGCUUCUGUUUAGAUUAUUUUGACGAAAUGUAACCUACCAUCCCUAAAAAAUAUAUGUAAAAAAAAUAUAAUUUGAAAAGUACUGCUUUCACUCCCAUACAAAAAUCGUUUGUCCAACUACAACCUUUGUAUCAAAAAUUGCCAAUAAUUCCGAAAAAAAAAUAGUUUUUUGUAAACAUUAAAUUGUACUCAUGCUUUAUGAUACUUUCUCAAUGUGUUUCUAAACGUGCUUAUUAAAAUAGCGUUUCAGUUACAUAUUUAAUUGUUUUUAAAAAAGUGUCCAAUUUUAUGAUGAGUGUGUAACGUCAUGAAUGUAACGUUUGUUUCUACCAGUUUCCUUUAUGUGAUUUGGUAAUUUUUGCCAUUUUCAUAAAUUGCAACACUAUUAAGCAAGACGCCAACAUUCAGAAAUAACAAUCGGCUAUAUUUUUCCGAAUAAAAAUCGUAAUUUGUGUUGACUUCAGAUUUGUCGCCAAAAAAUAUGGUUUUUUGUAUGUUUGAUUGCAAGGUAAGUACUGCUUGUUGUGGUAUACUGUUAACGUGUUUAGAAAGAUGUAUUAUCACAGAAAACGGUAACCCUAAGUCACAAUCCAUAGUUGUUUGCAAUUAAAUUAUAUUUGAAUUUUAGGUUCUGUCGCACGCUUUUUUGUGUCAUGAAUGUUACAAUGUGUAACGAAAUGUGUAACGUUACAAUCAUGACCGAUUCUAAGGCGGAGAUUACACUAUUUUACUUAAAAUAUAACCUUACCGCGACUUCGUCUGAGUUAACUUUGGUUUUUUGAGAAUCCUUUGAAUGUUUAUAUGUUCGUUACUCAAUCACGCAAAAACGGCUGAAUGGAUUUUGACGAAAUUUGGUACACAUAAUAUAUGUAUACUAUAUUGAGUAACGAACAUACAAACUUUCACAUAUAUAAUAUUAGUAGGAUAAAAUUAGUUAAAAAUAAAUAUUCCAGAUGCCUUUGACCAAUGCCGAAAGGCAAACAAAAUAUUGUGAAAAGUUACGAACCCAAAAUCCUUCGAAGUACGAAGAAAUAAAAUCAAAAAAUGCAGAAAAAAAUAAAAAAAGAAAGAAAACCACGGAAUGUACCGAAGAAAAUAAAAGAUUAAAAGAAAACAGUGGCGAGCCAGUCAAUAUCGUCGCAGAAUGAAGUCAAAAGAUACUGCGAAAAAUGAUAAUAUCACUGAAGUGUUAGUGCUGAAACUCAUGAAAACACAUUCUUGGUACGAAAACUACAAAGAAGAUGGGCUAACCAAAGAAUAUUAUAUGAAGAAAAAAUCUAAAGCCAAACGUUAAUCAAAAAAAUAUAAUAUCACCACCAUAGGCCUAGAACUAUUUAGUACCAGUAGAACUACUAUAAUAGGUUCUAUUAUGAACUAAGCUUUAUGAUGGUCAUGUAUGUAACGUUCUGUCAUGUACGUUACGUAUGUUACGAUGUCAUGAAUGUUAUUUGUACAAUUUUUUGCGAC
Messenger RNA from Chilo suppressalis (striped riceborer), 3933 nucleotides. Lineage: Eukaryota; Metazoa; Arthropoda; Insecta; Lepidoptera; Crambidae. The record is from the annotation of a GenBank genome assembly.